Molecule: messenger RNA, 2169 nt
Organism: Vicugna pacos (alpaca)
Lineage: Eukaryota; Metazoa; Chordata; Mammalia; Artiodactyla; Camelidae
Source: RefSeq, a predicted model, not a curated record
AUGCCUGGCUGGUGUGUGCGCCCUGUGCAUGAGCGCGCAGGGCAAGCGGAGGACAGCGCCUUCCAUGGCGUGGGGCCUGGUUGGCUCCUAUGGAUGAGGUCAGGGGGAGGCGCCUGCAGCCGCCUGGGGAAGGGGGAGGCUCUGUGGCCCACCCGGGUCACCGUGUGCCAGGUGCACGGACCUCCUCUCCGCUUUCACCUGUGCCGGAGGGGUUGCGGGGGGCUGACUGGCCUGGCCCCAGUUCUUCAGGCCAUCCUCCUCCCUGUGCCCUGCCCAGCUCACGGUCUGUGGUGCCAGGACUGCACACUGACCACCAACUCCAGUCACUGCACCCCGAAGCAGUGCCAGCCGUCGGACACGGUGUGUGCCAGUGUCCGGAUCACAGACCCCAGCAGCAGCAGGAAGGAUCAUUCCGUGAACAAGAUGUGUGCCUCGUCCUGCGAUUUUGUGAAGCGGCACUUUUUCUCAGACUACCUGAUGGGCUUCAUUAACUCUGGGAUCUUGAAAGUAGACGUGGACUGCUGUGAGAAGGAUUUGUGCAACGGUGUGGCCCGGGCGGGGCGCAGCCCCUGGGCCCUGGCCGGGGGGCUCCUGCUCAGCCUGGGGCCCGCCCUCCUCUGGGCUGGGCCCUGAGGUCCCCUCUCUCCCGCAGGGCUUCUGAGCUUGUCCCCAUCCCCCGAGCCUGUGGCUGCCCCCUCCCCAGCCUGGCCUGGCUGGCAGGGGGGCAGCCUUGGCUCUGCUCCACAGUCUGUGGCCCUCGCCCUUCCCCAGACGUGACUUCCUUGUCUCUCCACAGCUCCAAAUCUCAGCCAGCAGGACAUCUCCAGGAAUCAGGCGUCCAGCAGGAGGCUGGGGGUGACGGCAGGGUGCUGGGACCCUAGGUCUGUGAGUGCAGUCAGGCUGAGCCAGGCCCAGCCCGAUAGCCUGGCUGUGAGGGCCUCCUCUAUGGAGAAAUAAAGUCACUUUUGAGUCCAGAGACCUGGGUCUGAGCCUGGGUGGGGGUGCUGGGGGGCUUCCUGGCAGAGAAAGCACAAGUGGCAGGGCGGCAGGCACUGGUCCUCUGCAGGCUGUGUGUGCGCUGGGCUGCUGGGGACAUGGACCUGGUAAGGUUUGGGAGCAGCCUGAGGGGCAGUGGGAGUUGAGGUGAACAGGAUCACAGGGUGCGCCCGAGGGCGAGGCCUUGCAGCCCUGUGUGCAAACGUUAGGGACAUGGGACGAGCAGACUCACACCCAGGUCCACAGAGGGCACACUCCCCACCCACGACACGCUCACGCCCACAGGCGCCCCCGUGUGCACAAACUAACACGUUCACGUCACACCAGCUCCUGAACCAGCGCGCCCAGUGCAGGCACGUCCACGCCCCCCGUGCAUGCGCGCACACGGGAACAAAACAUGCCCCGUGUGUAGGUCUCUCCGCCCCUGAGUGUCAGCUCCCCUGAGAGCUCUCCGGGCCGCUUUUGGCUCACCUGCAGACCUUGCGUGCCCUCCCUUGGCCUGGGAACCAGACAUCCCCCCACCCCGCCCUGAGUUGGGUGCCAUGGGCAGGGUCUCAAAGGCAGUCCCCUGACCAGGAUUGAGGAAGCCCACGCCCCUGUGUGGGAUGGCACAAAUGGCCUGGGCACUUACGGUGGGAGGGAGCAGAGGAGGGCCAGUGGAGGUUAACCUGAGGGUGUUGCUUCUCCGGCUCUUCCUGCUCCAGCAGUGGGUCUGCGGUUCAUCCCUGCACCCCGAGUCCAGCCCAGACUCCACACCAUCUGGCCAGGUGGCUUGUCCUGUUUCCCAGGCUCACCACGUGAUACCCAGUGAUCACUCCAGGCUUUCUCUGGGAUCUGGUCUUUGGCUAUUUCCUCUUCAUUCCUCUGUGGCUGGCCCGGCCUGUGGUCACUCCUUGGUCCCCGACUCCUUGGAAAGAGUGAUAGUUCCUCUACGAGCUGGCCUUGGCAUCCGUCCACCUGGCUUCUCUGCGUGAGGGAUGGAGAGGGGUCUGGGGGUCCCGGGUGAGUGAACCAGAGAGAAGAGUGGGGUUGCUGGAGACUGGUGUCAAUUUCCUGCUGGUGGAAACGGCCGAGGGACCUGUCAGAGGGGCACCUCCUGCUGCGUUUUAAGUUUGCUCUGCUGCUCUGCGAUGUACCCACCCCCCCAAGCCUCAGUAAAGCGCUCUACCCAUC